AUGAAAGAGUUAAAAUUUCCUAAAAAAAAUAAAAAACAUGCUCCAUCCGGAAUAGAAGAAAAUUUAGAAGGAGCUUUAUCAUUGUCAUCAUUCACUAAUUUAGAAAAAUUAGACUGUCGUGGACACAAAAUCACUAGUUUAGAUUUAAGUGAAUGCAAAAAUCUUGAAGAGUUGAGUUGUCAAGAUAAUCAACUUAAUAGAUUGGUUCGCCGGGAUUUUCGCAGUGAGAAUAUAUUAAGUAUGGUUGAUGAUUAUGGAGUUGUGUUUAUUAUUUCUGACUUGAACUUAUGUCAACCCGCUAACGAAACUGAUAAAGGCGAAGUUUAUGGCGUUCUCCCUUAUGUAGCCCCGGAAGCUCUCCGGGAAAAGGUUAUAACCAAUCUGCUGAUAUUUAUUCUUGGAGUAUGGUAG
Molecule: messenger RNA, 411 nt
Organism: Ambispora gerdemannii
Lineage: Eukaryota; Fungi; Glomeromycota; Glomeromycetes; Archaeosporales; Ambisporaceae
Source: the annotation of a GenBank genome assembly